Messenger RNA from Rhinopithecus roxellana (golden snub-nosed monkey), 3628 nucleotides. RefSeq names its product solute carrier family 6 member 15 (gene SLC6A15). Gene Ontology annotation, molecular function: proline:sodium symporter activity. The record is from RefSeq and is a predicted model, not a curated record. The transcript is spliced from 12 exons. Gene Ontology annotation, biological process: L-leucine transport; sodium ion transmembrane transport. Bases 465 to 2657 code for a protein of 730 amino acids. Gene Ontology annotation, cellular component: plasma membrane. Lineage: Eukaryota; Metazoa; Chordata; Mammalia; Primates; Cercopithecidae.
AUACGCAUGCACACGCGCACCCGCACCCGCGCGCCUGUAUCCCGUGCUGUUUCCCUGGCAGACACACAGGCGCUCACGAGUCUCUCCUUGCCAGCCUGCAGGGCAGCAGCUCCCAAAACCCAGCUCCUGGUCCCAUCCUAGGCAAGAAGCUGCUUCUCUGAAAACAGCUCCUCUUCGGCCUCCGUCACAGCCACCUGGACCCUACCCUUUCGCGACUGCUGCUGCUCCUGCUGGGACGUGGAAGCAGCAAAAGGCGCUUGGUCAAGACACACUGACGGUACCUACAGAAUACUGGACAUACGGAUUCAGAAUCCAUAAGGCUUUAUCACCUUGAAUCAAGGAUUUAUUUGAUAUCAUCCUCGGUCUUCCUAUCAAGUAACAUUGUUUUGAAAAACAGAAUUAACACAUUUGCCAUAGGGAGUUUUUUUUUUUUUUUUUUUUUUUAAUACUUCCCAUACUUUCCAAUGCCUAAAAAUAGCAAGGUGGUAAAAAGAGAAUUAGAUGAUGAUGUUACUGAGUCUGUCAAAGACCUUCUUUCCAAUGAAGACUCAGCUGAUGAUGCUUUUAAGACAAGUGAACUAAUUGUUGAUAGCCCAGAAGAGAAAGAUACAGAUGUUGAAGAAGGAUCUGAAGUCGAAGAUGAAAGACCAGCUUGGAACAGUAAACUACAAUACAUCCUGGCCCAAGUUGGAUUUUCUGUAGGUUUAGGAAAUGUGUGGCGAUUUCCAUACCUAUGUCAGAAGAAUGGGGGCGGUGCAUAUCUUUUACCAUAUUUAAUACUACUUAUGGUAAUAGGCAUUCCCCUUUUUUUCCUGGAACUCUCUGUGGGUCAAAGAAUUCGGCGAGGCAGCAUUGGUGUAUGGAAUUACAUAAGCCCUAAACUGGGCGGGAUUGGAUUUGCAAGUUGUGUAGUGUGCUAUUUUGUGGCUCUCUACUACAACGUCAUCAUUGGCUGGAGUUUGUUUUAUUUUUCUCAGUCUUUUCAGCAACCCCUGCCUUGGGAUCAGUGUCCUUUGGUGAAAAAUGCUUCACACACUUUUGUAGAACCAGAAUGUGAACAAAGUUCUGCCACCACCUAUUACUGGUACAGGGAAGCACUGAAUAUUUCAAGUUCCAUUUCUGAAAGUGGGGGCUUAAACUGGAAGAUGACCAUCUGCUUGUUGGCUGCCUGGGUCAUGGUUUGCUUGGCUAUGAUCAAAGGCAUUCAGUCUUCUGGAAAAAUAAUAUAUUUUAGUUCUCUGUUUCCAUAUGUGGUACUUAUAUGCUUCCUCAUCAGAGCAUUCCUUUUAAAUGGUUCAGUUGAUGGAAUUCGCCACAUGUUUACCCCUAAGCUUGAAAUAAUGCUGGAGCCCAAGGUCUGGAGAGAAGCUGCUACUCAAGUAUUCUUUGCCUUAGGUCUGGGAUUUGGUGGUGUCAUUGCCUUUUCAAGCUACAACAAGAGAGACAACAACUGCCACUUUGAUGCUGUCCUGGUGUCCUUCAUCAAUUUUUUCACUUCUGUCCUGGCAACACUGGUGGUGUUUGCAGUUCUGGGCUUCAAAGCAAAUGUCAUAAAUGAGAAAUGCAUUACGCAAAAUUCAGAGAUGAUCAUGAAAUUUUUGCAAAUGGGAAACAUUAGUCAGGAUAUUAUUCCCCAUCAUAUCAACCUUUCAGCUGUUACUGCAGAAGAUUAUCAUUUAGUUUAUGAUAUCAUUCAAAAAGUGAAGGAAGAAGAGUUUCCUGCUCUUCAUCUCAAUUCCUGCCAAAUUGAAGAAGAGCUAAAUAAAGCUGUUCAGGGGACUGGCUUAGCUUUUAUUGCCUUUACAGAAGCGAUGACACAUUUCCCUGCGUCUCCCUUCUGGUCAGUGAUGUUUUUCCUCAUGCUGGUCAAUCUAGGCCUUGGCAGUAUGUUUGGAACCAUUGAAGGGAUUGUCACGCCUAUUGUGGACACUUUCAAAGUGAGGAAAGAAAUUCUUACUGUUAUCUGUUGUCUUCUGGCAUUUUGUAUUGGCCUGAUAUUUGUGCAACGCUCUGGAAAUUACUUUGUUACAAUGUUUGAUGAUUAUUCUGCUACACUGCCUCUGCUAAUUGUAGUCAUUUUGGAGAAUAUUGCUGUAUGCUUUGUUUAUGGCAUAGAUAAGUUUAUGGAAGACCUAAAAGAUAUGCUGGGCUUUGCUCCCAGCAGAUAUUACUACUAUAUGUGGAAAUACAUUUCUCCUCUAAUGCUAUUAUCAUUGCUAAUAGCUAGUGUUGUGAAUAUGGGAUUAAGUCCUCCUGGCUAUAAUGCAUGGAUUGAAGAUAAGGCAUCUGAAGAAUUUUUGAGCUAUCCAACUUGGGGACUGGUCGUCUGUGUCUCUCUGGUUGUCUUUGCAAUACUCCCGGUCCCUGUAGUCUUCAUUGUUCGUCGCUUCAACCUUAUAGAUGAUAGUUCUGGUAAUUUAGCAUCCGUGACCUAUAAGAGAGGAAGGGUCCUGAAAGAGCCUGUAAACUUAGAGGGCGAUGAUACAAGCCUCAUUCACGGAAAAAUAUCAAGCGAGAUGCCAUCUCCAAAUUUUGGUAAAAAUAUUUAUCGAAAACAGAGUGGAUCCCCAACUCUGGAUACUGCUCCCAAUGGACGGUACGGAAUAGGGUACUUGAUGGCAGAUAUUAUGCCAGAUAUGCCAGAGUCUGAUUUGUAGCUGGGGGAAAAGUCAGUGGGUUUUAUUUGGUUCAUUUUUACCAAUGAACAUUGGCCCUACUAAGAGAAGCAUUAGGCUUCCCUUAUCAGAGGGCGAUCUCAGGUGUUCCAUGGCUGUGAUCUUUAAUCCUAACAGUAUAUGUCAGUUCAACUUGAGCAUUCUUUUGGAUUCUUUGGUUUACAUUUGUGCAGAAAGGUUUGCAGACAAAUCUUAGGAUGGCUGAAGCACAUGUAUGCCAGGAUUUUUUUUAAGUACCUUUGGUGUAUUUUCAAGUAUUUCUAUCUCUUAAAAAAAUGGUGUUACCUCAGUUUCUAAUAAUUUCUGGGUUUAGUAGUGUUGGCAAUUAAAAAUGGUAUACCUUAAAAUUUAUAAGUUUGCCUUCAGGGUAACUUCCAGUAUCACAAUGAGCAGUUCUGUAAGUGGGUGCCUCUCAGCACAUUUCCAUGAAUAUAUUAUGCAGAUAGGCUGUAUUGAUUUUGGUAGCAUUGAUACCUUCUUAGGCAAUUAGUUGAAGAAAACUGCAAAAUAUUUUCUUAUGUAAUAGCUGUAUAGAGCAAUAGCAUCAAAGCGUAAGAAGGCACUAAUGCUGGGAUGAAAGAUGAGAUUCAGAGGUGACUGAGAAUCAUGUGAGUGAUGGCUGUAUAUUUUAUGUAAAAUAUAUGUGUGAAAAUGAGCUAGAGUGAGUUACUCAGCACUCUCAAGAAUUAUGCAGACUCUGCAUUUUUCUUAUGCCGUGUGCCUAAAAAUCUACUUGAUAUUUAUUGUGGUUUCAAGAUGAUUCAUAGUAUAUUUAUACAAUAUACUUGCAAUGCAUAUAAGUACUUAAAGUACUAAUUUGAAAACUUGAAGCAAGAUGACAUUUUAAUUAAUCUAUUUCUGUUUUGCUUCUGUUUUAUGCAAAUAUAAAUCAUUUUAAGUGAUUGUUAAAAUUGUAAUGCAUUACAUUUUAAUCUACAAAUAAACAAAGUUUA